AUGUGGUGCGGGCGUCGCUUUUGCUAUCCGGAAGGGCAUCGUGGGACGACUGCUCUGUUUGUCGCAGGACAUCAACGAUCGCCUGAUGAGCCCCCGCCUGCCUCUCGGGGAGGCAAAUUCUCCACCAUCAUCAGUGGCUACACCCCAACAAUGACCGGCUUAGACGAGGCGAAGACAAAGUUAUAUGAAGACCUGCACUCUCCCCUGACGUUUGUGCCGGAGGCGGAUAAGUUGGCUGUCCUUGGUGACUUUUAUGCCCGCGUCGGGACAGACUGUGCAGUCCGGAAGGGAUUGCUGGGUCCUUACCGAGUCGACGGCUGCAACGACAAUGACCUCUUACUACUGCGGACCUACGCUGAGCAUCGCCUCCUGCUGAGCAACACUUGCUUCUGCCGAUCAAACUUUUCGAAAAGUCAGCAUCUAAAUAAACCCGUUCCGGUGAGCCCACCUUUUCCUUCAAAUCAUCAAACCCGAUCUCUGAACUUUCUUCUGCCUGUCGAUGCGGAAGAAGGCCGCCUGGAGACACCCCCGAUCGCGGCGCUGGCGGCUGAUGGACCAGGUUCUCGCUCGGUGGCGAGAGCGGCAAGACGUGAUGAUGACCAAGGUGAUCUGCGACGGCAAUGA
This is a messenger RNA of Spirometra erinaceieuropaei, 624 nucleotides long. The record is from the annotation of a GenBank genome assembly. NCBI's taxonomy places the organism in Eukaryota, Metazoa, Platyhelminthes, Cestoda, Diphyllobothriidea, Diphyllobothriidae.